AUGGGAGAAGCAGAAGCAUCAGCAGGCGGGUCGUUGGUGUUCCGCGGGUGCCAGCUGCCUCCGGGGUUUCGCUUCCAGCCCACCGAUCAGGAGAUCAUCGUCUGCUACCUCAAGAAGAAGAUCGACGCCGCCACCGCCGUCACCUCCAUCAUCGCCGACGUCGACAUCUACAAGUUCGACCCAUGGGACCUCCCGGACAAGGCGGCCAUGUUCGGCGACGGCGAGUGGUUCUUCUUCAGCCCUCGAGACCGCAAGUACCCCAACGGCGCCCGCCCCAACCGCAGGGCCGGCUCCGGCUACUGGAAGGCCACCGGCACUGACAAGCCCAUCCUGGCCUCCGGUCGCUGCCUCGGCGUCAAGAAGGCGCUCGUCUUCUACCAGGGGCGCUCCCCAAAGGGCACCAAGACCCACUGGGUCAUGCACGAGUACCGCCUCCUCGACGCCGCACCCCCAAUGAGCAGCAACUCCAUGAGGCUCGACGACUGGGUCCUCUGCCGCGUCCGCAACAAGCAGCAGCUUCUUGUUCCCGAUCAUGGCUACUCAUCAUCAUCAUCCGAGCCGACCACCCGCGCCGCCGCCGACAUCGUCAGCAGCAGCAGCAGCGAGGUUGUUCUUCCCGACUCCUCCUCCGCCGCCUUCGCCGACAUCCACUGGAACAGCGACGACCACCUGCUGCGCUACCUAAUAGGCGGCGGCGGCAGCGGCAACCCUUCCACCGCCAGCGCGUCUGCAGUGGCCGCGGGCCAUCACGACAACUACAGCGCGCCGCCGCCCCACCCCCACGCCCUGGUCUCCGUCCUCGAGUCCAUCAAGAGGAACCUGUCCUUCCAGGCCAUCGACGAGCUCUACCUCCUCCAGCCGCCCAGCAAGCGAGCCAACUGCAUCGCCGCCGCCGGAGACGAUGACGACGACCACAUCCAACAGAUAUUGUCGCCCACCUCCUUCUCCAUAUCGGAGGCCGACGAAAUGUUCUAG
This is a messenger RNA of Setaria italica (foxtail millet), 975 nucleotides long. Its product is annotated as NAC transcription factor 32. The transcript has 2 exons. The record is from RefSeq and is a predicted model, not a curated record. NCBI's taxonomy places the organism in Eukaryota, Viridiplantae, Streptophyta, Magnoliopsida, Poales, Poaceae. Gene Ontology annotation, biological process: regulation of DNA-templated transcription. The coding region runs from base 1 to 975 and encodes 324 amino acids. Gene Ontology annotation, molecular function: DNA binding.